AUCAAAACAUGAAUCCUGACAACUGCCUUCCUUUUUCUCUCUCCCCUUCUCAUUCUUCAUUCCCUCAAGAACUCCAUUCAUCUCAGAAUCAUCAUUUUUCACUAGGUUUGGUCAAUGAAGCCAUGGAAAAUCACUUUCAAAACCAAGAGUGGAACCUGAUGAACGGUCAUGGAGGCGGGGGAGAACAUCACAUACCGAAGGUGGCAGACUUCCUCGGAGUUAGCAACAAAUCCGACAGCCACUCCGGGGAUUUAUCCUUGUACAAUGGAAUACAACCAAACGAGACUAACUAUCUCUUUCAAAGUAACAGCUUGAUGCCGGUUCAGAACUCUUUAGGUGUCUUGGGAAAUGAUUGCUACGAUCUUCAAGAAAACGCGAACAAUCUUCAGGCUUUGACAUUAUCCAUGGGUAGUGGAAAGGGUUUAUCGUCGUCGUCAUCGUGUGAGACUGCUAGGGUUGAUAAUAGUAGCACAAAUGUAAACAAUGCUAUUGUUGAAGCUAACCCUAAAAGGAAUUUGGACACUUUUGGGCAAAGAACAUCAAUUUAUAGAGGUGUAACCAGGCACAGAUGGACAGGAAGAUAUGAAGCUCAUCUUUGGGAUAAUACUUGUAGAAGGGAAGGACAGUCGAGGAAAGGUCGCCAAGUUUACUUGGGUGGAUAUGACAAAGAGGAUAAAGCUGCUAGGUCAUAUGAUCUUGCUGCACUCAAGUAUUGGGGAACUUCUACCACUACAAAUUUCCCAAUAACUACUUAUGAGAAGGAGCUUGAAGAGAUGAAAAAUAUGACAAGACAAGAAUUUGUGGCUUCAAUUAGGAGGAAAAGUAGCGGUUUUUCAAGAGGAGCUUCUAUGUACCGUGGAGUCACAAGGCACCAUCAACAUGGAAGGUGGCAAGCAAGGAUCGGUCGGGUUGCUGGAAACAAGGACCUCUAUCUAGGAACUUUUGGAACCGAGGAGGAGGCAGCGGAAGCAUAUGAUAUAGCCGCGAUAAAGUUUCGAGGACUAAAUGCGGUGACGAACUUUGACAUGAACAGAUACGAUGUAAAGUCAAUUUUGGAAAGCAACACUUUACCCAUUGGGGGUGGGGCAGCCAAGCGGUUAAAGGAGGCACAAGCGAUUGAAUCAUCGCUAAAGCGCGAUGAAAUGUUGAGCCUUCCCGGCCCAACAAAUUUCCACUAUUUAGGAUCAAGUAUGAACCCUAUCCAAGCCUACCCAUUAAAUGUACAUCACACUUUUGAUCAAAACCAAACUUUACUCACAUUACAAAACCAUCAAGACCUAUCACAUCAUCAUUUUUCAUCCCCACAAGAUGCCAAUAAUUACCAAAGCUAUAUCCAAACUCAGCUACAACUACAACAACAGCAACAGCAACAACAACAACAAUCGGUUUCGUAUAAUUCAAAUCUUUACGACAAUUAUCUUCAUGGUGCCCACGGCAUGUUGGGCACCGACAAUGCAUCGCCUGCUAUGGAGACCGAUAGUUCUUGUGGGAGUUAUUGCGCCGGAGGGUAUUUAGGUAAUAAUCAUGAGUUGGGAAUGGGGUUGGGAUCCGGCUCGGGCUCGGGCUCUUCUGGAGCUAACACGAGUGCUGGUCCGGCGCAUGAGCAUGGGCUUGGACUGACAAAGGUUGACUAUGAUGUUCGUCCUGGUUCAUCGACUUAUGGUGGUUGGUCGACUGAAGAGUCGGGUCAAGGUUCGGGUGCCGGGUUUUUCUCAAUGUGGAAUGAUGGAUGAUUUUGGUCGGGAGAUAACUGAUUAAGAAAAAAUGUUUUCAAUUUAUUUUUUCUUAAAAUCGGUGUUACUAGUUGACAAAUUAUUAAAUGAGGCAAUUCAAUCGAAUU
Impatiens glandulifera is the source of this 1840-nucleotide messenger RNA. Its product is annotated as AP2-like ethylene-responsive transcription factor PLT2. The transcript has 9 exons. Gene Ontology annotation, molecular function: DNA binding; DNA-binding transcription factor activity. The record is from RefSeq and is a predicted model, not a curated record. NCBI's taxonomy places the organism in Eukaryota, Viridiplantae, Streptophyta, Magnoliopsida, Ericales, Balsaminaceae. Bases 9 to 1733 code for a protein of 574 amino acids. Gene Ontology annotation, biological process: regulation of DNA-templated transcription.